UUCCAAGAUUCUUUGUCCAACCUUUCACACUUCUACUUACUACUCUCACACACACUACUUUCACUCUGCAAACACACACACACACAAAGUCAUCAUCUUCUUCAAGUUCUUACAAGAACCCUACAUGUUCAAUUUCUGUUGUGGGUUUUGAUCUUUAUUAAAAUCAAAAUGAGGGGUUCAUUAGGGGCAGUAAUUGGAAGAUUCCCUUUUUCUUCUAGCAGCAAUGGUGACCAGAAUCAAAAUCUUGAAAUGGGUGACGUCAUCAGGCAUGAUAGGAAAUGUAGAGAUAUACCCUUUCUUGUUUUCUUCAUUGCAUUUUGGACUGCUUUGAUUGUUAACUCCAGUUUUGGGUUCUAUAAAGGCAACCCUUUGAGGCUUGCUCAUGGUUUGGAUUACAAAGGGAAUGUGUGUGGUGACAAGAAUGCAAGUCCGAACCUUCACGGGUUGGGAGUAAGAUAUUGGGUAAACCCUAAUCAAGUGUUUGAAAGUGGCUUCAAAGAUAGUCAUUCAGACUUAGAAGAUUUCAAAAGCAUUUGUUUAAAAGAUUGUCCUGUGCCAUCUGAAGAUGCUCUCAAGUGGGUGUGUAAUUAUCCUGAAGGGGACGAGAUACGGCUUUCAAUGAAGCAAUGGGUGGCCCGCGAAUACGAUUAUUUCUCCUUUUUAACACCUGAUAUGAAGAAAUCUUCCUUACAACUUCUUGGUCCAUGCUAUCCUGUCCUUUUUCCAAGUGUAAAUGUCUUGUGGAGUUGUGAAUUCACGGCGCGCAAAUCAAAUGCAUCUCUUGAGCAAUGGCACCAGAUGGGUGGACAAACGGUUGAUGACGGCAUGACGUUAGAUAAAACGGUUCACAAGUCCAUCAACUCUGAAUCAUCUGUCAUAAAGCGUUAUGUUGCGGAUAUUGGGAAAGCAUGGCCUGUCUUGAUUGUUUGUGGAGGACUCAUACCUUUAGUGUUAUCGCUGAUGUGGCUAGCUAUGAUUCAACGUCUUGUUGCUGCAAUGACUUGGAUAACGGUUGCCGUUUUUGAUAUUCUUAUAAUUUCCGUCACCAUGUUCUUUUAUUUAAAAGCUGGAUGGAUCGGAAAUGAUGCUAUCUCACCAAUCAUUGGCAAGCAUGAUCCUUAUUAUCACAUAUCUGGCCGGGAACGAGGCCAUCUUCAUUUCGCUGCGGUACUUAUGACAAUGGUUAUGGGUGUAGCCAUCCUCUCAUCGAUUGCCAUUGCACGCCGUAUCGUUAUGGCAACCUCUGUACUAAAGGUUGCAUCUAAGAUUAUAGGAGAAGUAAGAGCUCUAAUUAUAUUCCCAAUUAUGCCAUACGCUCUUCUCGCGAUCUUUUACAUGAUUUGGAUUUCUGCGACUCUUUACCUCCUUAGCUCGGGUGAAGUUGUUAGAGAUAGAUGCAAUGCCAAUUGUUGUGCUUAUGAUCUUCGGUCAAAACAAGUGAAUUGUGAACGUUGUUGCGGGCAUACCAUCCACUACACUCCUCAUAUAGGGCUUGCUGUUUUGUUUCAUAUAUUCGGGUGGUAUUGGGUCACACAAUUUGUCAAAGCUUUUUCUUCAACUGUUAUUGCGGGUUCCGUUGCUUCUCAUUAUUGGACCCAUGGUGAAGUUCUUCAAGAGAUUUCAUUUCUUCCUAUAUUCUCUUCAGUAAAGAGGCUAGCCAGGUAUAAUGUGGGAUCGGUGGCUAUUGGCUCACUUAUAGUUUCGUUUGUUGAGUCAUCAAGCCGGAUUCUAAAGCCGCUUCGCCGGAAACUGAUAGCUGUUGAUAUUAGCACUCACAAUCGAGCUGGAAAAUUUUUGUCUGUUUCUUCCCAUUACGCCCUUACAUUUAUCGAGUGGAUCAUCAAGUCGGUCAACCACAACGCUUACAUAAUGAUUGCCAUCACAGGUGAAAGCUUUUUUGCAGCUUCUGCAAUGGCAACUGAGUUGAUUAAGAACAAUAUUCUUCGAAUAGGGAAGGUGAAUGUAAUCGGAAAUGUUAUUCUUUUUCUUGGGAAGUUAUGUGUUAGCCUAGCAAGUGCUUUGUUUGCAUUCCUUAUGUUGGAUACGCACGCGUAUAAAUCCGCACACAACAAGGUCUCCUCGCCACUGAUCCCAGUGCUAGUAUGUUGGGGUCUCGGUUUUGUGGUCGCAACACUCUUUUUCGCGGUGGUUGAGGUAUCAAUAGACACCAUUAUACUUUCAUAUUGUCAAGAUUCUGAGGAACAUAGAGGCACUACACAAUAUGCCACACCACUUCUCCUACAACCCCUAGAAGACCAUAAUGAGAUGGAUAGUCAUGAACAAUGAGCAAGUAAUCUUCUGUUCUUGCUAUACAACUGCCAAAGCAUAUGGUACAACAUUCUGUCCGGGCGACUGUUUUGAUCUCUAGAAUAUCAUGUAUUUAUACUUAUAAGGUUAGGAUAGCUUCCCCCUUGCGCGCCAUUGGUUUAUAUGGGUUAUGGACAUUUAUUUGCCACGGUUUUUGACAAUAUAAACGAACAAAAACAAACGAUCUAUAAAUGACAGGCUAUGGUUUUGAGA
This is a messenger RNA of Helianthus annuus (common sunflower), 2520 nucleotides long. RefSeq names its product choline transporter protein 1. The coding region runs from base 169 to 2286 and encodes 705 amino acids. Lineage: Eukaryota; Viridiplantae; Streptophyta; Magnoliopsida; Asterales; Asteraceae. Gene Ontology annotation, biological process: transmembrane transport. Gene Ontology annotation, cellular component: membrane. The record is from RefSeq and is a predicted model, not a curated record. The transcript has 10 exons. Gene Ontology annotation, molecular function: transmembrane transporter activity.